AUGGCAGUCGUAUUGCUAUAAACAGCGAUAUGUGAACAAAACAAACAGACAUGAAAGAUCUGACAUCAAUACGAACAGUUUCAUUUUCAUUCUGUUUUAAAGUAAAGGAACUCUGCCGAGUUAAACAGGUGUCACUGAUAUUACACACGAUUUGGAUGUAGAUGCAAAAAGAACUAGAUAACCUGGGAGGUCACGGACAACUUAAAUACAAGAUUAUUGUAACUAAACUUGUACACCAUAGUUCUAACAAAUGUCUGUUGAGGUUUUACUAAAGAAUGUCUUCACUGGCACAGGGGAAGGCCCACAUUGGGAUGAGGAUACACACACAUUAUUUUUCAUAGAUAAUUUAGGACAAAAAGUGUUCUCUUGGAAUUACAGAACUAAGGAAGUACAGAUGAUACAGUUAGAAAAAGUUCUGGGAUUUAUAAUUCCACGUGCGAAAGGUGGCCAUGUUAUUGGUUAUGGUAAAACUAUAUCAGCCAUAGAUUUGAACUCGAAGAAGGUCAGUGUGAUCACAGAAGUUGACCAAGCCGUUGAUACCCGGAUGAAUGAUGGGAAAUGUGAUGCCAGGGGACGUUUGUGGUUUGGAACCAUGGGAGCUGAUAGACUACCAGAAAUGCCGGAGAAAGAGCAAGGAUCUUUGUAUUGUUUAGAUACUGAUGGUACAGUGAAGAAACACAAGGAGAAAGUCACCAUAUCUAAUGGACUGGCAUGGUCCUCUGAUAAUAAACGGAUGUAUUACAUAGACUCAAUACCUGGGAAAGUUUACGGCAUGGACUACGAUAUAGAAACAGGAACAUUUACCAAUGAAAAAGUCACAAUAGACUUCGAAGCCAUAGGAACGUUAGGUUUGCCGGAUGGAAUGACUAUUGACAGAGAAGACAAGAUAUGGGUGGCUUGUUAUGCUGGUGCUAAAGUUGUAAGAUUUGAUUCUGAUACGGGUAAACAAUUGCAGUGCAUUGAUUUUCCCGCAAAAAGAAUAACGUCAUGCUGCUUUGGUGGGCCGAAUUACGAUGAAUUAUUUGUCACUUGUGGUUGCUCAGGUGCUUCAGAUCAAGAACUAAAAGAUCUCCCACUCUCUGGUUCUCUCUUCAGAGUUGCAGGUCUUGGUGUGAAAGGCUCAAAACCGAAUAUUUUUCAAGGAUAACGCUUUUUGUUGUUUUGCCUACUAUAUGAACCAAAUAGACAUGCAAUGGAAUAAGAGUUCGCGACAACGACGAGCAGUCAUGACAUAGCAGUACAUAUACUACAAGAUAUCAUUUUCCGUGUUUAAAAUCAUGGUGAUAAAUGUUGUCAAUGUACAUCCAGGCUGUUUUUUUUAUAAUUUGAAAUAGCAAAAAAUGUAAUAAAAGUAUCAAAUUAA
Molecule: messenger RNA, 1363 nt
Organism: Mytilus trossulus (common blue mussel)
Lineage: Eukaryota; Metazoa; Mollusca; Bivalvia; Mytilida; Mytilidae
Product: regucalcin-like
Exons: 6
Coding region: 251-1147 (298 amino acids)
Biological process (GO): L-ascorbic acid biosynthetic process
Molecular function (GO): gluconolactonase activity; calcium ion binding; enzyme regulator activity
Source: RefSeq, a predicted model, not a curated record